This is a messenger RNA of Polyodon spathula (Mississippi paddlefish), 1860 nucleotides long. RefSeq names its product neuroglobin-like. NCBI's taxonomy places the organism in Eukaryota, Metazoa, Chordata, Actinopteri, Acipenseriformes, Polyodontidae. The coding region runs from base 306 to 797 and encodes 163 amino acids. The transcript is spliced from 4 exons. The record is from RefSeq and is a predicted model, not a curated record. Gene Ontology annotation, molecular function: heme binding; oxygen binding.
AGAGGAUCUGUUAACAUUAGCAAAAACAGAAAAAAAACCAGACCAGAAAACCAGCAUUAAUAAAGGCACACCAGGGAACUGAAAUAGCCUUCUGCUUACAUGUAUCAUGCUGACAGGGCAUGCUGUAGUGAACCAUAGUAUCAGAUAGCUUACCUUUUUUUCAGAGGUCAGGGAGAGGAUUUCAAUGAAGAUUGUUGCUGGAAUAUUAUUAGUGUCGGCGUUGUGAGGCCACCUCAGAUCCAGUAGCAAUUAAAAGAAAACUGAACUAAGGCAAAGUGAACUGUUGAAAUAAAAAAGAGCUGAAGAUGGAGCAAGGAGAAAAGAGUCUGACAGCGAAGGACAAGGGUCUCAUCAGGGACAGCUGGGAGAGACUGGGGAAGAACAAACUCCCACACGGGACCGUCAUGUUUGCCAGAUUGUUCGAGCUGGACCCAGAGCUGUUGAAGCUCUUUCACUACAACACUGCCUUCACUAGUGCGCAGGAGUGCCUCUCCAGCCCAGAAUUCAUUGAUCACAUCAGUAAGGUGAUGCUGGUGAUAGAUGCUGCGGUUAGUCAUCUUGACGACUUGCAGUCCCUGGCCGAAUACCUUGUGAACUUGGGCCGGAAGCACCAAGCUGUCGGGGUGAAAACCCAGUCAUUCAAUGCUGUUGGGGAGUCCCUGCUCUACAUGCUGGAACGCAGUCUGGGACCAGGGUACAGCACAGAGCUCCGAGACGCCUGGGUUACCCUCUAUGCCAUCGUGGUGAAGACAAUGAGCAGCGGCUGGACAGAAAACGGAGAGAAUAAGAGCGACUGAAGGGAGGAGAGCUGGACCGCUGCUUUCCAUGUACACAUUGAGCUCUGUGUCCCAAGGGGGGAGGGGUUGUCUAUGUCGCUGUACUCGGCUCGCUGUGUUAUCAGGGCUCUUGCAUUGGCUGUGCAUGAGAGAGAAGGAAGGGGGAUAUUAGGAAUUGUUUAACUUUGUUUAAUUAUUUUCUCAGCAAAAGCUAAUGCUGCAGGGAAAGGAUAUGCGCAGCGCUCAUAGUCAGAGCAGCCACAUUUUGACGAGGGAGUGUUGCUGGGAAGCCCUCAUUAUGGUUUUAAUUUGUUUGUAUACAAGAGGCCAGCCUGUAUCUAAUAGCUUGGUCAAUGCUAGGUGAACAAACUUUAAUGCUGUUCUUAACAGACCAGCGAUCCCACUUCAUGGGGCUGGGAUUGUGGCAUACACUUUAUAUAAAUAGCUUUUAACAGUUUAAGAAUUUAAUGUUAGAGCUGCAGAUAGUGGAAAUAUGAUCAGUAAUUGCGAACUGUGUUGCACAGCUGAUACAGAGUUCAAAAUGAGACUAGGUUAUACCAGACUGUUAUAAAAAAAAAAAAAGAAUUGCAACUUAAAGCUUUUUUACUCUUGUCUUUAUUAUUUAGAGUAGGCUGUGUUCAACAACCUCAUUUUUGAACACUGAGGAUUGAAAAUGCGUAUCUCAGUUUGUUGUGCGUAGAGAAUUGGUAAUAGCAUGCCAUUCCUUUUUUCCUCUGUAUCUCAGCUUGCAUGAGGGUGCAGCUCCAGUAUCUGCAUGGUUGUCUCGUGUUAAUGAUGGCACAAUGCAGAGCUGUGUGGAACAGUCACACAGUAACCCCUUCUCUGUGCAGUGUGCUGCAUUUUCUCCAGCACAAUGCUGAUUAUUCUCUUGUUAAAGAUUCAGUUUUGUUAAAUUAACCACUUGUGUUAAAGGCACUACAUUUAUAGCAUAGCAUAACACCCAAAUUCCUGCCUUUCUCUGCCCUACAGCUAUGGACAACAGUUUUGUAUCAUACUGUAGAAUUAACUCAUUUUGCUUCAUAAAGUCAAAUUAAUAACAUUAUAUUUAACAUAUUGAAUUGCA